AUGUGUCCAACGAAUUCAAAUUUCUUGGUGAAGUUUAUCAACGAGCGUUUUAGCAAUGGAUCAAUAUCUUUUGACAUAUUAAAUGUUUUGCAGCCUGAUGAUGAUGAUAUUGACCUCGUUGGAGACGAGACUGAGGAGGAAAAGCAGGUAGCAGAACAAAGGGCUGUUGCUGCUAAGGCAUCUGCCAAGAAGAAAGAGAGUGGAAAAUCAUCUGUUCUUUUGGAUGUUAAACCUUGGGAUGAUGAGACUGACAUGAAGAAGCUUGAAGAGGUUGUUUGCAGUACUCAGAUUGAAGGGCUUUUCUGGGUGACUAAAUUGGUUCCUGUUGGCUAUGGGAUUAAGAAACUGCAAAUCAUGCUUACCAUUGUGGAUGACCUUGUUUCAGUCGAUGAUCUCAUUGAGGAAAGUCUAACUGUCGAGCCUUGCAAUGAAUACGUGCAGAGCUGUGACUUUGUCGCGUUUAACAAAAUUUAAGGGCCAUGUCUGGCAGCAAUUUUGGUAGUUUUCAAAUGUUACUUUUGCUUCUAGUUUUUAUUUUUCCAUCUUUCAUCCAAGUUUACAUGGUCUUUCGGGGCAGAAAUUUAAGUUGUUGUAACUGUUAUAUGUCUUCCGUACCAUUGAAGCGGAGUUGAGUACUUAGCUAUUGUUGUGUACUCACGAUAUUCUUUCUGAUAAAUUUUGAGGGACCAUGGCAAAUGGUUU
Lycium barbarum (goji berry) is the source of this 702-nucleotide messenger RNA. RefSeq names its product elongation factor 1-delta 1-like. The record is from RefSeq and is a predicted model, not a curated record. Gene Ontology annotation, cellular component: cytosol. The transcript is spliced from 4 exons. Gene Ontology annotation, molecular function: guanyl-nucleotide exchange factor activity; translation elongation factor activity. Lineage: Eukaryota; Viridiplantae; Streptophyta; Magnoliopsida; Solanales; Solanaceae. Gene Ontology annotation, biological process: translational elongation. Bases 1 to 474 code for a protein of 157 amino acids.